Linum tenue is the source of this 199-nucleotide messenger RNA. The record is from the annotation of a GenBank genome assembly. Lineage: Eukaryota; Viridiplantae; Streptophyta; Magnoliopsida; Malpighiales; Linaceae.
GCCCUUCUUUUCCCUUAAGAUGCUAUCAAUCGCGAUCCCCAGUCAGAAUACCCGGUCGGGUAUUUUAGGUAGGGACCGGGGAUUGUUGAAACGCACCAUCGAGGACAGGGGAUUAAUCCCCGGUCAAGGUCAAGAAUACUCGACCAGGGAUUUAUACUCAAUGCCCAGGCCCCCUUCUGCUUCUCAAACGCCCAAAAGU